This is a messenger RNA of Malassezia pachydermatis, 321 nucleotides long. RefSeq names its product hsp10-like protein. The coding region runs from base 1 to 321 and encodes 106 amino acids. The transcript has 3 exons. NCBI's taxonomy places the organism in Eukaryota, Fungi, Basidiomycota, Malasseziomycetes, Malasseziales, Malasseziaceae. The record is from RefSeq and is a predicted model, not a curated record. Gene Ontology annotation, molecular function: ATP binding; protein-folding chaperone binding; metal ion binding. Gene Ontology annotation, cellular component: mitochondrial matrix.
AUGUCGGCCUCUUCGAUCCGUAACAUCAAGUCCGUGGUACCGCUGCUUGACCGCGUUCUUGUGCAGCGCUUCAAGCCGGAGUCCAAGACUGCUUCGGGCAUCUUCCUCCCGUCGUCGGCCAACUCUUCCCCGUUGCCGGAGGCCUCAGUGAUUGCCGCUGGCCCUGGUGCGCCUGACAAGGAUGGCAAAGUCGUGCCGACCAGCGUACAGGCGGGUGACAAGGUCCUCCUUCCGUCCUGGGGCGGUAACUCGAUCAAAGUGGGCGAUGAGGAAUACCUCCUGAUCCGUGACUCGGAGAUCCUGGCUAAGAUCCAGGAGUAA